CACGAACCGAAAAUAUGGCGCUACUAAAGUUACGCUGUACUACGUUUUUUCGCACUAGACAAAUUCAACAUUAACCAUGCUGCAUUAACAUUUACCAACAUGACAUUUAAAACUGUAAUCCUCGAUCCAUGAAAGAGAAUGUUACGAUUUCGAUUCGCGCCUCCUCCACCGUGACUCAUUUACGAAGUCAGCUGACCAAAUCCUUGGGAACGGACUCUCUUUCCACAGUGAUGGAAGAGCCCUGGACUUCACACCAGACUCAUUCUCCCUUCAGUGUGGACGCCGGCGCUGGAGAGGACAAUAUGCUGAGGUUGCUAAAAGGAAAUACGCAUUUUUAGCCGACUGAGGGUUGACUGUAUCGCAUUGAUCAUGCCGGACUCCUCAGGAGAGUCUUUACCCGCGUUCAGGCGCUUGAGUUACUCAGUGGGGCAUUUUCUCAACGACCUGUGCGCCUCUAUGUGGUUCACAUACCUGCUGGUGUUUUAUCACUCAGUGCUGGGCUUUGAGAACACGUAUGCUGGUGUGUUACUGCUAGUGGGGCAGAUAGCGGAUGGAGUGUGUACACCGCUCAUCGGCUAUGAGUCUGAUAAGACACCCGGCUGUGGAUCAUAUGGGAAGAGAAAAACUUGGCAUUUAAUCGGAACUAUUAGCGUCCUCUUGUCGUUCCCCUUUAUAUUUAACCAGUGCCUGGGUUGUGAUGUGGACACCCCACAGUGGGUCAGUCUCACUUACUUCACCCCCUUCAUCGUCAUCUUCCAGUUUGGAUGGGCGGCCACCCAGAUCUCCCAUCUCUCCCUCAUUCCCGAGCUGGUGACUUGCGAACAUGAAAAGGUGGAGCUCACUGCGUACAGGUAUGCCUUUACUGUGAUAGCCAACAUCACAGUGUAUGGAGUGGCCUGGCUGAUGUUUCAUUUUCAGACUCAGGAAGGAGAUGAUCCUGCCAUUAUGGAAAACCUUGGCCUGGGUGACAUCCCUGUUUUCAGAGGUCUAAGUCUUACAGUCGUGGGCAUUGGUGCUCUGUUCUCGCUGUUCUUUCACCUGGGCACACGGGAGAAGGGGGCACGUCCCGGUCAGGAGGAGGAGGGGUCUAGUCCUGGGGAGCGCCAGCCUCUUCUUAACAACACCACUGUUGCUCCUCCCACAAGUCUACUGCAGUGGAAGCACUGGCUGCGACAGCCAUCAUUCUACCAGGUGGCUUUGCUUUAUAUGUCCACCAGACUGAUAGUGAACCUGUCGCAAACAUACAUAUCCAUGUAUCUGACCUACACACUAAUGCUGCCAAAGAAGUACAUAGCCAUCAUUCCCCUGGUCAUGUUCCUAAGUGGCUUUGCUUCCUCAUUUAUCAUGAAGCCUCUAAGCAAGCUAAUAGGCAAAUGUAUGACCUAUUUUUUGGGACUCUUGCUGAUUAUGGCGUUCUCCUUUUGGGUGCUGCUGGACGCACACAUGGGAGAAAAGGUGUACGGCACAGCGGUCUUGCUGGGGGUGGGCUCUGCUACCAUCCUGGUGAUGUCGCUUGCCAUGACGGCUGAGCUCAUAGGAGACCAAACACAAAGUGGGGCUUUUGUUUAUGGAGCUAUGAGCUUCACAGACAAGGUGGCUAAUGGGCUGGGAGUUAUGAUUAUUCAGACGCUACACCCAUGCCGGACAAUGGUAUGCUGUCCAGGCUGCGUGUGGUAUUAUCACUAUAUCAUGGUCAUCGUCACAGGUGGAGUGGCCGUUUUAGCAGCUCUGAGCCUCUGCACAAUCCUUAUCUGGCCUAUAAAGAUUGUGCGCUUAUCUAAGCAGGAUCAUAUGAAUGGUUCAAUAAACAGCAAAGACUUAAAGGAUCUGCCUGAGGUGCCUGGACUCAUGGGGAGUGAUGGAGAGGACUCGGAGAGCUCUGAGCAGCCGUCAGUCAACUGAACACGCAGCAGAUUCAUCACUUCAGAUGCAGAGAGCUUUGGGUUGACACUUACAUCACAGUGGUGAAGGUUAGAAUUCAGAUCAGAUUGGCACAGGCCAGUUUUUACUACAGGGAGGCCACAUCUCGACACACAAGAUCAUUUCCCUGAGACCCAAAGAUGUGGUGAAUCUUUAGACCUGAUUAGUUGAUAACACUACCGUGUGUUCAAAUUGUGGCUUCUCAUUUCAUAGUUCUCUCAUAACCCACAAUAGACAUAAACUUUUUUUUAUGAAGGGACUAUUUUUCUUACGCACAUUUGUUUUGUUUAUAAUUCACAGUUUGUUUUUAUAUAUGAUUAUACAUUUAGUUACGUUUUUUUUUUUUAUCAAAUCCAUAAAAAUAAGGGAAUUUAUUUAAAUACUCUGCAAAACUAUUGACGUUAUCAUGAAGUUAACGCAAGAUGCACAUGUUAUGAUGGAUGCAGGAUUUUAGAUUAUACUGAUGUUUCAUAAGGGAAUUCAUGAAAAGGGAAGAAUCGCUAUUUUAAAUCCGGUGACAUGAAGCCAUGUUUUGCCAUGUUUUCAGCUCUGAGAUACAUGGCUUAUCACCAGAGAGUCAAUAAUGAGUAUUUUUCCACGUAUCCACUAGCAUUGUUAUCUUUCAAAAGAAAUGUAUAUGCAUAAAUAUGUUUUCAUAUGUGAGACGUUUGUGUCUGACAUGUUUUCUGUUCAUAGAAUCUACUGAACAGAAUAAAUGUUCUUUAUGAACGGACCUUUCUGUAUCUAGAGGUGAUGCAAUGUAACCUGUUUUUGUAACUAGUUACUGUUUAGCAGGAAUGCAGUGUCAUUGUGAGUAGUUUCAACAACUGGUCAGCUGAUCCUGCGUGAUGCUCAAGACUUUUAACACUUCAAAUAAACCAAUCAAAGGCUGAUGCUCUAA
Carassius gibelio (silver crucian carp) is the source of this 2821-nucleotide messenger RNA. Its product is annotated as major facilitator superfamily domain-containing protein 12. The transcript is spliced from 11 exons. The record is from RefSeq and is a predicted model, not a curated record. Gene Ontology annotation, biological process: carbohydrate transport. Gene Ontology annotation, cellular component: membrane. The coding region runs from base 370 to 1902 and encodes 510 amino acids. Gene Ontology annotation, molecular function: symporter activity. Lineage: Eukaryota; Metazoa; Chordata; Actinopteri; Cypriniformes; Cyprinidae.